Messenger RNA from Camellia sinensis, 1968 nucleotides. The record is from RefSeq and is a predicted model, not a curated record. Lineage: Eukaryota; Viridiplantae; Streptophyta; Magnoliopsida; Ericales; Theaceae.
AUGGUUGCAUUUCCUUAUUUUGAUUUAAUCAUCAACUACAAAGGGAAAAUGAGAAGAGUGUAUGAUGUGGACUCAAAUAUGUAUUGUUACAUUGAUGCCUUGAAGGAUGUAAUUGCAACAGUCCUCUCUUACAUUUCUUGUAGCGAAGCAGUAGCAAUCACAUUGCAUUGUGAUAUGCCUGGUACUGACACAAGGAGAUUAAUAGAAAAUGAUUUUGAUGUGCUAGACAUGUUUUAUGUACAAGGUAAGAGUAAAACAAUUAACUUGUAUGUAGACAUAGAAUAUUCUAUUGGAAUGAGUGAUGGUGGACAUAAAAGUGAUGUUGGAAAUAAAAAUGGUGGAGGUGGAAAUCAUGGAGUAGAUGUUGUAGAUGUAGAGCAAGACUACAUUACUUUAGAUGUAGAUGAUAGGGAUUGGAAUGCAACUGUUGAGGAUCAAAACCAAUCAGAUGGCAAUGAGAUUUUGAGUGAUGAUGAUAAUAAGUGCUCAAGUGAAGAUGAUGAUGCUGAAUUUAGUGAUUACCAAUCUGGUGAUGAUGAAGUGGCUUAUUCUACUACUGAUGAUGAUUAUGAUGAUGGAGCAGAUUGUCUAGAUGAUGAAGAUAUGAGGUUUCCAGGCAUGAAGUAUGAUGGUACUUACAAUGGGAAAGAGCCAUAUAUGAAUCAAGAUGGAGAAGUUGUAUUGGAAGAAGGGAUGAUUUUUCCAGAAGUGAAUACUUUCAGGGCUACAUUGAGGGACUAUACAGUGCAAACUGGUUUCAAGAUAGUAAGAGACAAAAAUGAGAAGUCUAGAGUAACAACCCAUUGUGCUGCUGAGGGCUGCUCUUGGAGAAUUCAUGUAUCUCCACUUCCAGAUGGGAUCACCUAUAAGAUUAAAACCUUAGUACCUACUCACACAUGUAGCAGGAUGAACACAAACACUGAAGCUACAUCAGCUUGGAUUGCUAAAAAAAUGGUUGAAAGUUUUAAGGACAAUCCACAUAUGGGCUUAGAUACUAUCCAAGUGAAACUAAAUAAAAUUUUUGGGAUUGAGGCUUCAAGAAUGCAACUGUAUAGAGCUAGAAGGAGGUGCAAGAAGGAGCUGGAGGGUGAUCAUGGAAGCCAAUAUGUGUUGUUGCCAACAUAUGCUGAGGAAAUCAACAAAACAAACCCUGUUAGCUUGGUGGUAAUAAAUUAUGACCUAGACUUACCCUCUACCCCAGUCUCAGAAAAUGGAGAAGAACCAAACCCUACCAUUUAUCAGUAUCCAUUGUUCCAAAAAUUUUUCAUAUCAUUUGAUGCAAUGAAAGCAGGGUUCAUUAAUGGAUGCAGGCCAUUCAUAGGGGUAGAUGGUUGUCACUUGAAGGGUCCCAAUGGUGGUGUUUUAAUUUCAGCAGUUGCCUUGGAUGGAAAUAAUGGCUUGUUUCCAUUGGCAUUGGCAAUAGUAGAGGGUGAAUGCAAGGACAAUUGGUUUUUUUUCUUGCACAACUUGAGAACAAUCAUAGAAAGACCAUGGACCAUCAUGUCUAAUCAACAAAAGGGCCUUGACAAGAUUGUGAGUGACAUUAUACCAGAGGCAACUCAUAGAAGAUGUUGCAUGCACUUACAUAACAAUUUCAAAGCCAAAUUUCCUGGUUUAAUUUUGAGGAAGCAAUUUUGGAGGGCAGCAAGGGCUUACAAUCAGAUAGAGUAUAAUCAAGCUAUGCAAGCCAUUAAGAACCUGAACAAUGAUGAUUUUCAUUGGCUGCAAAAAGUUCCAAUUGAAGGAAGGUCUAGGCAUGCAUUUGAUGGUAGGAUUAGAAGUGAUCACAUCACAAAUAACAUGACAAAGUCCUUCAACGAUUGGUUGGAAAAUUUGAGAAGUCAUCCAAUUUUAACCAUGUUAGAGGGCAUAAGGUGCAAGUUGAUGGGUAAGUUUCAGAUGAGGUACCAAAAGGCAAUGCAAUGGAAAUCUAAUGUCACAUUGAAUGUGAAGAAACAAGAGAGAUAG